AUGGCCCCAGAGGAAUUCCUGCGCCGCGCAGUGCUGGAUACAAUAGUACCCUAUGCCUCCGAAAUCAAUUUGGAGGAGGCCCUGGAUUCCUCAAUCCAGGAAGCCAUUGACGAAUCUUCAUCCCUUCUACCUACAAUCCGCCAGCGUUCCCUUCUCUUCUUUGAUGAGCUCCUCCCCGUAUACAUCGUUCUACGCCUUGCGAACUGCUCAGAGCAUGCGUUGAAGACCCAGUUGCCGAGAUUGACGGUCCAGUUGGAGGCUUUUGCGGUCAAUGGAACUAUUGUUGAAGAUGGUAGCAAACGCAAUGGCUCACAACAAAUCAGGGACCUUAUAUUCUCUGGCACAGUGAGCGAGAGCGAAGAUCCUCUGGUGGUUGUCAAUGAGGUCGAGGGCGAUGAGGAUGUGGAAAACCAUGUCUUUGUUAUUUGGAAAUUGGAUACGUUUCUCAGCCGCCCUCGAGUUCGUCUCCAGCACCCAUCUGUUGUGUUUAACGCAUCUGCUAUCCUGAGCCCGAUCAAUAUAUCGUCUCAACAACAUGAAGAUGAAUACCUCCCAAGUGGCGUGCCGGGAUCUGUCAAUGUAUUCCAGUCUCUAUCGGCCAUUUCUUCCCAAGGGCGAAGCAAUCCACAUCCCUUUCUUCCUGCCUCAAGGCUUCUGCGAGUGGUCCCAGCUACGCAUGAAAAAAGAUCAACAUAUCGCGUCCAACAAGUAACAGAACGCUCCAUCCGUAUCAUACCCAUUGCCAGCGCGAGAAUCCGAUAUUCGCGGCUGAACACAUACUCCAGCAAACCAACCACAAUCGCCAGCCUCGACUUCGAAGUCACGCCCUUCACAAACUUCGACGUUAUACUAGAAAAGAUAGAUCUAACCCUCCACAACGGCCAGGUAAAAAGCCUGACAAGAGACAGUGGCUAUGCGGCCCCAGUAACCUGCCGCCCACGAGACGACAUGACAUUCAUAUAUAAACUCACACCAGACCAUGACAUGUAUGGCGCCUCAACAACCGCCGCAUCCCCCUACGCCCUAGACAUAUCCCUGGCAGCCGUAAUCCUCGUUUCCGAAACCUGCCGACCACGAAUAUCCAUGCAAUGGCGCACGAACGUCGACUUCUCCAUACCCCUAAACCCAACCUACGGCACACCCAGCCAAGCCCUCCAGCGAAAUAACGGCCCCGCCAGCCUCCCCAUGACCCCCAGCCAAAGCGGCGAAGCACCCACGCCCAGCCGCACCACUAACACCAACUCCAGCAGCGCCGCCACCGCAGCAAUGGCGAUGACGAACCGACGAUCCCCUUCGUCCUCCUCCUACCUCGCGACAGAGCUAGACGUGACGAUUUCAUUCUCAGGCCCGACGAGCGUGGAAGUCGGCAAGCCGUUCCUAUGGAACGUGUUCAUUGUCAACCGCUCACAGAAACAGAGGAAGUUUGCCAUGGUUGCGCUCCCGCGGAGAAAGCGGGUGGAUGUGCGCAGGUAUAUUGCGAGGCCGUCAUCGUCGUCUGCAUCUGGUGCUGGGGGUCGUCGGAGGGAUGAGCAGCAGAUUGCGGAGGCGGUGACAGAUGAGAAUAUUGUGUAUGCGAUGCAGAAAAGUGCUAUUCCGUAUGAAACGGAGUUGAUAUGUUUGAGCCCGGAUGUUAGAAUGGGCCCCCUUCUCCCUGGCACAUGCCACUCGACAGAGCUCAAGCUUCUUCCGCUGAUCGCAGGUGCGUUGCACGUUGAAGCUGUCAGGCUGGUGGAUUUGACUACGAAUGAGACGAUGGAUAUAAGAGACCUGCCAGAUAUUGUAGCGUUUGAUCGACAGGUUCAGUAA
This is a messenger RNA of Paracoccidioides brasiliensis Pb18, 1806 nucleotides long. RefSeq lists its product as uncharacterized. The coding region runs from base 1 to 1806 and encodes 601 amino acids. The transcript has 4 exons. Gene Ontology annotation, cellular component: TRAPPII protein complex; trans-Golgi network. The record is from RefSeq and is a predicted model, not a curated record. Gene Ontology annotation, biological process: intra-Golgi vesicle-mediated transport.